UUAAUUUCCUGUGCUGCAAAACUGCAUUGAGAUUUCCUUGUCUUGUUUGUCUUUUCAUACUUUACUCUUUUUUUUUUUCUUCCCUGUUUAGGUCUUUUGGUUCUACACACCUCCAUGGCUAUUUUGGGUUUGCUUGUUGAAUGAAACAUGGGUGAAUAGUUUUGGAGUGUUUCAGUUUUUUGCAAGAGAAGGGUAAUGCUUGUCUAGUUAAACAAGGCCAUGCCAGUUUUCAGUUCCUUUCACUCUUACAAUAAUUGUCUUUUCCAACUUGCAUGCAUCAUCACAUUACCAUUAUUGACAGCAUUUUCCAUCAUUACUUUCUGUCAUCUUACCUCAAACAAUCGCUUACUUUUUCAUUCGCAGACAUAAAUAAUUAUAUAAAAAGAUCAGAGAAGAGUCUUUAAGUGAAGUUGGUGUGAUUUUUGGUUUACAAAUUCCAGUGAUCAACAAAGCCAAACAUGCCAGUGAGGCAGAUGAAAGAAAGCUCUGAGCAACACAUUGUGAUUAAACCCCAUUCUCAGAACCACAUGAAUAAGGCACCAAAAGCUGCACAAAAUGGAAAAGGACCACCACCACCACCACCACAAGAGAACCACCAGCAGCACAACAACAACCACCACCACCACAACCACCAGUCAUCACCUCAACCAAGAAACAAAGGGAGAAGAAGGGGCAGAGGUGGGAGAAAAUCUGAUCAAGGAGAGAUUUUGAUGAGACCAAGUUGCAGGCCCUGCACUGCUGGUGCUGCUCCUCCUCCUGUGACAGCAAAUGGGAUUAAUAGUAAUAAUGUUGAGAAUGGCUGCAAGAUCAGUGGUGGUGAUGGUGGUAACAUAACAGACAUGGGUUUUCCCACUUCAAGCAAAUCCUUGAGCUUUGCUCGCAGGCCUGGCUAUGGACAAGUUGGGACAAAAUGCAUUGUCAAGGCUAAUCACUUCUUUGCUGAGCUACCGGACAAGGACUUGAACCAAUAUGAUGUAACAAUUAGCCCAGAAGUGAGUUCAAGAGCAGUAAAUCGGUCCAUAAUAGCAGAACUUGUGAGGCUUUACAAAGAGUCUGAUUUGGGGAUGAGGCUUCCUGCUUAUGAUGGCAGGAAAAGUCUGUACACUGCUGGCCAGCUUCCCUUUGCCUGGAGAGAAUUUAAGAUAAAGCUUCUUGAUGAUAAUGAUGAUGGAGUUAAUGGCCCCAAAAGGGAAAGGGAAUAUAGGGUGGUGAUCAAGUUUGUUGCUCGUGCAAACUUGCAUCACUUGGGCCAGUUUCUAGCCGGCAAGCGAGCUGAUGCACCACAGGAGGCACUUCAGAUUCUUGAUAUUGUACUGAGAGAGCUAUCAACUAAGAGGUACUGCCCCAUUGGGAGGUCCUUCUUUUCACCUGAUAUUAGAACACCUCAACGGCUUGGAGAGGGGUUGGAAUCAUGGUGUGGAUUCUACCAGAGCAUAAGGCCUACUCAGAUGGGCCUUUCCCUCAAUAUUGACAUGGCUUCUGCUGCAUUCAUUGAGCCUCUUCCAGUAGUAGAAUUUGUUGGCCAACUGAUAUAGGCAUAGCUUGAUAAGGCUUACUAUUUGUCAUUAAUAUUGGUGAAGAUUAAGAAAGCCCUUAGAGGAGUUAAGGUUGAAGUAACACACAGAGGAAGUGUAAGAAGGAAAUAUCGCGUUUCAGGAUUGACUUCUCAACCAACAAGAGAACUUGUGUUCCCUGUUGAUGAGAACUCAACUAUGAAGUCAGUGGUUGAAUACUUUCAAGAGAUGUAUGGUUUCACUAUUCAAUACACUCACCUUCCUUGCCUUCAAGUAGGAAACCAAAAGAAGGCAAACUACUUACCCAUGGAGGCCUGUAAAAUUGUGGAGGGGCAAAGGUAUACAAAAAGAUUGAAUGAGAAGCAAAUUACUGCACUGCUCAAAGUUACUUGCCAGAGACCACGCGAUCGCGAAAAUGACAUCUUACGGACGGUGCAACAUAAUUCUUAUAAUGAAGAUCCUUAUGCAAAGGAAUUUGGUCUUAAAAUCAGUGAAAAGCUAGCUUCUGUUGAAGCACGAAUUCUUCCUGCCCCUUGGCUUAAAUACCAUGAAAGUGGGAAAGAAAAGAACUGUUUACCCCAAGUUGGUCAGUGGAACAUGAUGAACAAGAAAAUGAUUAAUGGAAUGACUGUUAGCCGGUGGGCGUGCAUUAACUUUUCGCGGAGUGUGCAAGAUAGUGUUGCUCGCACAUUUUGUCAUGAGCUUGCUCAAAUGUGUCAAGUGUCUGGCAUGGAAUUCAAUCCAGAGCCUGUCAUUCCCAUCUACAAUGCCAAGCCAGAGCAGGUAGAGAAAGCUUUAAAGCAUGUUUAUUAUGAUUAUUCUACAAGAAUUAAUGAAAGGUUGCUAUUUGGUACUUGUAUUAAUCCUUAUUUAUUUUCAGGUGAUCUCAAGCGUAUUUGUGAAACUGACCUUGGUUUAAUUUCACAAUGCUGUCUGACAAAACAUGUCUUCAAGAUCACCAAACAGUACUUGGCAAAUGUAUCUCUAAAGAUCAAUGUUAAGAUGGGAGGUAGAAACACUGUUCUUCUAGAUGCUGUAAGCUGCAGAAUACCGUUGGUUAGUGACAUACCAACCAUAAUAUUCGGAGCAGAUGUUACUCACCCUGAAAAUGGAGAAGACUCUAGCCCUUCAAUAGCUGCUGUAGUAGCAUCCCAGGACUGGCCUGAAGUGACAAAAUAUGCUGGUUUAGUGUGUGCUCAAGCUCAUAGACAGGAGCUUAUACAAGAUUUGUACAAAACUUGGCACGAUCCUGUUCGUGGCACAGUCAGCGGUGGCAUGAUCCGAGAUUUGUUGGUUUCGUUUAGAAAGGCGACAGGGCAAAAGCCACUAAGGAUUAUAUUUUACAGGGAUGGUGUAAGUGAAGGACAAUUUUACCAAGUUCUCCUUUAUGAAUUAGAUGCAAUCCGGAAGGCAUGUGCUUCCUUAGAACCAAACUAUCAGCCUCCGGUAACUUUCAUAGUUGUACAAAAACGACAUCAUACACGGUUAUUCGCUAACAACCACCGGGACAGGAGCAGUACAGAUAAGAGUGGGAAUAUAAUGCCUGGAACUGUUGUUGAUUCUAAAAUAUGCCAUCCAACAGAAUUUGAUUUCUAUCUAUGCAGUCAUGCUGGCAUUCAGGGUACAAGUAGGCCUGCCCAUUAUCAUGUUCUGUGGGAUGAAAACAACUUCACAGCAGAUGGAAUUCAAUCUUUGACAAACAAUCUGUGUUACACAUAUGCUAGAUGUACUCGAUCUGUAUCAGUUGUUCCUCCAGCAUAUUAUGCACAUUUAGCAGCAUUUAGAGCACGUUUCUAUAUGGAGCCAGAUAUGCAAGAGAAUGACUCUACAGGUGGUGGUAACAGUGGCGGUCGUGGAGGGUCGAAGGGAACUCGAGCAACCGGAGAGUGUGGUGUGAAGCCACUGCCAGCCUUGAAAGAGAAUGUGAAGAGAGUAAUGUUUUACUGUUGAGAUUGGUAGAUGAUUAUGGAGUGCAGUGUUCAUCAUCAUUUCAUAUUAGCUUUGUACAUUAGUGGUAGCUAGUUUAAGUUUUAUAGAUCCAUGAUUAUAGUCCUUAAUAGAGGUUAAGUAUGUAGAGUUUCAUACAAGGUUAAGUUUCAUAAAGAUAUCACACAAACAUUUUUCCAUAAAACCACAGCCAGAUUUCCAACAUCAGUUUUGAUUAAGACAAUUUCGAAUCAUCAGCAAAAUUGAGAGGAUAUUUGAUAUU
Arachis ipaensis is the source of this 3723-nucleotide messenger RNA. Lineage: Eukaryota; Viridiplantae; Streptophyta; Magnoliopsida; Fabales; Fabaceae. The record is from RefSeq and is a predicted model, not a curated record.